CGUCGUGAAUUCUACUGUCAAUAAUGAGGUCACGUGUGCUGUAGUGGCUGCUCGUUGCUGUAUGAAGUGGAGGAAAACGUCGGACAAGUAUCGAACAAGAGACUCUGAGUACGGUGUAUCACCAACGUCGACUCGUGCAUCUUCGAGGACGAAGACUUCAUGGCUGCAUUACGGUCAGCAGUGAUCGAAGACUACUAUGAUGAAGAUUUCGACGAGGACUACGAGAGUGAAUGUGAAUACGACCGGAGAGACGAGAACGACGCGUACGCGAGUGGAUCUACAUUAGCGUGCUCUGAAUUCGAGGGAGUCCGGAUGACGUGUCGGAGCUGUAUCCAGAGAAUUUACUUAACUGUUCGAGAGCACUGCAAAAGCUGGAUAAACUUGUGAACUCGCUGGUUAAUGGACUGAAAAUUCGGUCUAUUCGAGCGUUCUCAACUCACUCAGCCGCAGCUCAGUCAGUCGCAAUCACAGG
This is a messenger RNA of Phytophthora nicotianae INRA-310, 472 nucleotides long. RefSeq lists its product as hypothetical. The record is from RefSeq and is a predicted model, not a curated record. Bases 160 to 387 code for a protein of 75 amino acids. The transcript has a single exon. Lineage: Eukaryota; Oomycota; Peronosporomycetes; Peronosporales; Peronosporaceae.